Molecule: messenger RNA, 2547 nt
Organism: Nasonia vitripennis (jewel wasp)
Lineage: Eukaryota; Metazoa; Arthropoda; Insecta; Hymenoptera; Pteromalidae
Product: zinc finger protein 606
Exons: 3
Coding region: 368-1261 (297 amino acids)
Biological process (GO): regulation of transcription by RNA polymerase II
Cellular component (GO): nucleus
Molecular function (GO): DNA-binding transcription factor activity, RNA polymerase II-specific; RNA polymerase II cis-regulatory region sequence-specific DNA binding
Source: RefSeq, a predicted model, not a curated record
AGACGUCCGAGAGAGCGCAAGGAAAACAUCAGCCGGCGCGCGCGCGAAAGAGAGAGAGAGACGGCGCUAGCGCUCGGGAGCGGGGAGGGAGACACUUCCGAAUGCGUUUCGGCACGUAUACUUAGUCGCGUUACACUGCCCAUGGAAAGAGAAAGAGAAGGUGCAGUGCGUUGUGCGAGAGCAUCGUGCGAGUAUAGAAGAGCAAAGCAGCUGAUGUAGUCAAAGAUGGCCGGUCGCGACACAAACAAAUAGGCAGACAAGAAUCCCAGUCAUGGACACCAUCGUCGUGAUCCUGCAGAAGGCCGACGACCAGCUGAGAUGCUGAAAGUAUUCUUCAAAUAGAGCCAAGGAGGAUAUCACAUUGAAAAUGGCUUUCGAUCCUAGAAAUGUGAAAUAUCCUCCGGAAAACAUACAUCACCCACAAAACAUGGCGCCGUAUCAUCCAUAUCCCAACCAUCAUGUCAUUCAACCAAUCCAUCGAACAGAUGAGAACAGAAAUGACAACCAUUGUGGCAACAAAGAAAUGUGCCCAACCAUUUCUCAUCAAUCCUCUGGCACUCAGACUAUUCAGAAAGUUGACGCAGCCACCAUGACAGAUCCACUGCAGAUAGACUUUAGAUUGACCUCAGAGUAUUUGGCCCGCUGUUCAGGUCUACCAUAUGUUUGCAAAUACGAUGACAAUAGCAAUAAUUCAUCGUCAAUACACAACUGUCAGGAGGUUAAACCAAAAAUUGAAUAUGAUCUAGAACCACAGCGUAUAAAUGGUAUUCUAGUGUACAACUGUCCAGAGUGCGCGUACCGUUUCGAGGACCGCGAAACCCUGCAGGAACAUCUCGAGGAUCACAAGCAGCGUCCGCACGUCUGUGACAUUUGCGGUGCCAGUCUCAAGCGCAAGGAACACCUGGACAGACACAAGCAGGGCCACAACAAGGACAGGCCCUAUCAGUGCAACACUUGCUGCAAGGCCUUCAAGCGCAACGAGCACUUGGCCCGUCACAUGGUUACCCAUUCUGGCAGCAAAAAUCAAAUCUGUACCGAGUGCGGCAAAGCCUUCUACAGGAAGGAUCAUCUAAAGAAACAUCUGCAAAGCCACGGAAAUCACGCUAGCGGCGCCAAAAGCAAGAGCUCGAGCAGCUCACAGAACGGCAUGCACUCGACGAGUAACGGACAGGAAAACAAUAAUCACGAGGAGGGAUUGAGUACCUUCGCUAUGAUGAUGAGGCAGGCUGGUCCUCCUCCCUUUUCUAUUUUGAGAACUUAAGAUUGACCGGAACGCGUUGAAUAGGUUUUUCGUUUUUUCUUGCUAACGUCGAAACGUUUCGUUAGCGAGAUUUCAGUGAACUGCAGAUUCGUUACAAUCUGCAUGCAUUAACAGUAUAGGCAAUCGUGUCGUGUAUUUCCGCGGAUUGCAAUUGAUUUAAUCAAAAUAAAUAAAACAAGCGCGAAAAGAGUCAGGAAGCGAUUUUCGUUAUCUACAAUUGUUUGGCAUUAGUUUUAAUUCUUGAAUCUUUGAUUUAACUUUUUUUUCAAGUUUACACUUUUUUGAAAACUAGUAUUAACAUUGGUUUUUAUAUCUACAUAAAUUAUACAUUAUUUUAAUCAUUUAUUAUUAUAAGAUAUUCUGCAUGUGUUAUUAGACAAAGUAAAUUACUUGUAGAUGCGAAUCAUUUAGAAAAAGAACGUUUGUCCCGAUAAACUUUUCAGUUACCUGGAUAAAUUUAUCGCCAAAUCUUUCUUAUUAUGUGAAAAAUUUUCCUAGUAUAAGGUCAUUAAAAUAUCGAUGAAAUAUACGCGGUGAAUUGAUUAAAAAAUAAAACGAAAUCAAGACUCAAGUCAAAACAGUACUUACAUUAUAUUCCAAGAGCGAAUAACUUUUAUUGUUAUAUAGCUUAUACGUAGGGAAAUGAGAAAAAGUACGAUAAAAGAACGCUAAACAGAGAUUUGCAGCCGCAAGCGUAUUAUUCCUACAGGAUUCUUAACAGAUAUUUCCCGAUGUGUAUAAAGUAGUUUUACGAUACUUCGAAACACGAAAAAUGUGAACGAUGCACGCGAAUAGACUUUUGUUAAAUAUACGAAUUGCAUAAUUAAACGUUAAAAAUAAAUAUGUACGUGCGCCGAUUCGUACGAAGAGUAAGUGCUUUAUUUAUGAGGGAAUAAGUUAGUGAUAUAAUGAAUAAUUAUCAUUCGUAUUAAUCGAUACAAUACGAUGAUUGAUGAAAAAGUUGUUGAAGCCAAUGCGUAAGUUUUUCAUUAUUAUAUGGAACAUGUACAUUUGAUCGAUUUUUAGAUUGACAAGAUUGCCUUGGUUAGCAAUAUAAGUUAUAAUUUACAUUUAAAAGAACUUAAGCUUUAUUAGGUAACGCGAAUCGAAUUUUCCUUAUUAAACCGAAAUGCGUGAUUAUUCGGUUAUUAAUAAAUGUAUUAUACAAAAUUAUACCAAUUCUAAUUUGAAACGUUAUAUACCUUUUCCCGUUUGUAUUUUUAUAAAUCAUAAUUUAUAACAUUUGCAUUAAUUCUUAAUCAAAAUAAAAUAUUUCUUUAAUAUUA